AAGAAGAAGAAGUGAUUAAAACUACAGUUAUUUUUAUUUCCCCAAAAAAAAUUAGUAAAAUUACGUGACAAGUCUUCCAGUGAGUCCUAAAGUAAAGACAAAGUGUGUAAGAUAGUAAAUGAAUAAAUCCCAUAAAGUUAAAUUAAGAUUCCGCAAAUUCAGUUAGUGCAAAAUCCCGGAAAAUGCUUGCCCGAUUAUCAUUUUAUCCUACUUUAUUGUACAAUGUCCUUAUGGAAAAAGCCACUUCCCGUCGGUGGUAUGAUAGAAUAGAUAGCAAUGUUAUCCUUGGGGCUCUUCCAUUCCGAUCCAUGACACAAGAUUUAAUUCACAAAGAGAAUGUUAAAGCUGUUGUCUCAAUGAAUGAGGAUUACGAGCUCACGGUCUUCUCCAAUACUGCUGAGAUGUGGAAGAAUCAUGGUGUUAGCUUCCUCCAGCUCCCAACUGUAGAUAUAUUUGAAUGUCCUGAUCAGACUAAGUUAAUGCAAGGAGUAACGUUCAUAAAUCACUUUCUACCGGCUGGAUCCAAGAUUCCUGGACUCGUAUCAUCAAAGAAUGAGUCAUCAGAUACACCCGGUACCGUCUACAUUCACUGCAAAGCAGGACGCACAAGAAGUGCCACUCUUGUAGGAUGUUACCUUAUGAUGCGAAAUAACUGGACACCGGAACAAGCAGUUGAGCAUAUGAAGGAAAAACGGCCACAUAUCCUUCUUCAUCGGCAACAGUGGAAAGCUCUUAGUGUUUUUUAUACGGAAAACGUCUCCGGGAGCGCACCACCAUCGCCAGAAAGUUCUCUCUGAGAGAUAUUUUUAAUUUUAGAAUCUCUUGAUCAAUACUGAAACACUCGAGAUUUAUUUUAUACAGAGAAAGAAUAAUUUAAUGAAAGUUUAAUAUAUUUA
Lutzomyia longipalpis is the source of this 896-nucleotide messenger RNA. RefSeq names its product phosphatidylglycerophosphatase and protein-tyrosine phosphatase 1 (gene PTPMT1). The transcript has 5 exons. NCBI's taxonomy places the organism in Eukaryota, Metazoa, Arthropoda, Insecta, Diptera, Psychodidae. The record is from RefSeq and is a predicted model, not a curated record. The coding region runs from base 183 to 797 and encodes 204 amino acids. Gene Ontology annotation, biological process: protein dephosphorylation. Gene Ontology annotation, molecular function: protein tyrosine/serine/threonine phosphatase activity; phosphatidylinositol-4,5-bisphosphate 5-phosphatase activity; phosphatidylglycerophosphatase activity.